This is a messenger RNA of Chiroxiphia lanceolata (lance-tailed manakin), 2407 nucleotides long. It is a transcript of the gene ITGB1BP1, whose product is annotated as integrin subunit beta 1 binding protein 1. Gene Ontology annotation, biological process: negative regulation of focal adhesion assembly; negative regulation of substrate adhesion-dependent cell spreading. The record is from RefSeq and is a predicted model, not a curated record. Gene Ontology annotation, molecular function: integrin binding. Bases 383 to 985 code for a protein of 200 amino acids. Gene Ontology annotation, cellular component: ruffle; cytoskeleton; cell periphery. The transcript is spliced from 7 exons. Lineage: Eukaryota; Metazoa; Chordata; Aves; Passeriformes; Pipridae.
ACGAAAUGUUCGCUUAAAGAGGGACACAGGAGCGGUCUGGGGACUGUAAUCCAUCACUGCACCGCACAUCUAAGCUCCCUCUUGUGCGUCUUCCAUUAUUUUCCGCAGUGUGAGCUGUCUUCCUUUGUCCUCUUCCGCCUGCUCAAAGUUUUUGAAGUUUUGUAAUUAAAAUAUUCGUCCCUGAAGCUGAGAAAUAGGGUUUCAGCAGUCCUUGACUGGGAGCCACCAUCCUGCUGGUUGACCCUGGCCGGCCAAAUGUUAAGUGGAGCAGUUGAAGUAAUAGAGCAGAUACAGGGAAAAUGCUUCUGGAAUGCUCACAGAACGCCCAGCAACUCAUUUCGAAGGCAGUAAAUAAGAUCUUCCUUGAUCCAAUUAUGAAAAGAUGUUUAGAAAAGGAAAAAAGCGACACAGUAGCAGCAGCUCACAAAGCAGUGAAAUCAGCACCAAAAGCAAGUCUGUAGAUUCCAGUCUCGGGGGACUUUCCAGGUCUAGUACUGUGGCCAGUCUAGAUACAGACUCCACAAAAAGUUCAGGACAAAGCAAUAGUAAUUCUGAUACGUGUGCAGAAUUCAGAGUUAAAUAUGUUGGUGCCAUUGAAAAAUUGAAAUAUAAUGAGAGCAAAAGUCUUGAGGGGCCAUUGGACUUGAUAAAUUACAUAGAUGUUGCACAGCAAGAUGGAAAGUUACCUUUUGUUCCAGGUGAAGAGGAGUUUAUUAUGGGAGUUUCCAAAUACGGCAUUAAAGUUUCAACAUCUGAUCAGUAUGACGUGUUACACAGGCAUGCUCUCUAUUUAAUUGUACGGAUGGUCUGCUAUGAUGAUGGUCUGGGAGCAGGAAAAAGUUUACUGGCUUUGAAGACAACAGAUGCAGCCUCUGAAGAAUGCAGCCUCUGGGUAUAUCAGUGCAAUAGUCUGGAACAAGCACAAGCCAUUUGCAAAGUGUUAUCUACAGCCUUCGAUUCAGUUUUAAUGUCAGAGAAGUCCUGAUUUUCUUGGGCAGCACGUGAGUGUGUAAUACAAGAGGCCUUUGUGAUACCACAGACUGGCUGCAGCCACACAAUCCUAAGACAGACUUGCUGUGCAAAGAGCCACACAACCUUGCACAUGGUACUCUGUCAUUCCUCAAACAUGACUUGAAGAAAUUACUCCAUCUUCAGGUUCCAGGACAAGAAUUUUAUAUUUAACAUGAUUUUUUUUUUCCUAAACUGUGUUUUGUAUAUUAGUCAAUAUUGUAGAAAUGUAAAAUAAAACUGACACUUACUUCUAUCUCCUUGUCUGAGAAACAAUUUAUUAAUACAGGCUUGGGUUCUGCUUAACCAAGAUAUCAGAACAAAAGAAAAGCAAAGUGUAAAAGGGAGUCAUCUGGUGCUUUACACCUUUAAUCAUAGGUGAGUCAUCUACACAGUUUCUAUGUUCAGCUAAAGUCCACAAGAUGUACUUUUUUUUCCUCAUGUGCUAGUUAUUAGUAAUUAUCAUUUUUACACAUUAAAAAGAACAGUAUUGCCUAAGCAAUGCAAAGGAACAGAAGAGAAGCAGACAAAGAUUUUAAAAGUAGUUUUAUUUUUCCAGACAUUUGACUGGUUGACAAGAGUAAAAUUUAUUAAUCAUGCUCUAAUUAUAAAUCACUGCAUCCAGGACAUUGAAAAUAAGAGUUGAUUUUAGGUUAUACAAUAUAUACAGUUGCUCUGCAACUAAACAAAAUAAAAACAACAGAAUUGAAUAUUAUACAUCUCAUAGCAUUCUAAGCUGCAUUUUAAGUGUCACUUGCUCCUUUUUAAACAGUUAACACAGUAACCUAAUAGUCUGUCUAUUAACAGGUUUUUGAGUCAUUAUUUUAAUCAGAUUUGAAAAGUUGUAUGAAAUAUGCCAAAAUUUUGGACUUAAAAUUCUUGAUUUUAUAUUAUAAAUAGAUAUCUACAGGCUCUAGAAUUUCUUUUUUUCUCUGCCAGAGGAGAAAACUUUGAGAAACAUGUGAAAUCAAGGGAUAAAUUUUGCUUAGCUGCUCUUUAUUGGUCCUCAGGAUUUUAUCUGUCUGCACUGGUAGUGCUAUUAAGUUGUAGUCUAAAAGUUUCCUAGUUUCUAAGUGACCAGUUGUGGCAUUUUUGUGUAUUCCUCUUCUAGCAGAACUCAAGGAAAAUUUGCAUAAUUUUUCAACUUUACGAAUUGUUACAUACACUAUAAGAUUCUGUGUUAAAAAUACUGUACAUUAGGAGAUCUGUGCAAAAUAAUAUGCCCAUUUACUCUCUAGACUCUAUCAGGGAUAGAAACAUACAAAAUAGUGUUGCAAACUGAACAUAUCAGUAAGUGAAUAAAACCGUAGUGCUAAACUAUUACUCUAUCAUUUUACUGGGAACUUUGAAAAUACGGACUAAUUUGCUUUGACUUGCAAUAAAAAUAUCUUGAAACAUU